Vicia villosa (hairy vetch) is the source of this 1416-nucleotide messenger RNA. RefSeq names its product monooxygenase 2-like. NCBI's taxonomy places the organism in Eukaryota, Viridiplantae, Streptophyta, Magnoliopsida, Fabales, Fabaceae. The record is from RefSeq and is a predicted model, not a curated record. The transcript has 6 exons. Bases 93 to 1319 code for a protein of 408 amino acids. Gene Ontology annotation, molecular function: FAD binding.
UGUAUAUAACUUCUGUAAACUUAUUAAUCAACUUAUUUAAGCAAGCUUCUGUCAACUCUAUUCUAUUAAAAACUUAAAGAGUUUAUCUCGUAAUGGAAAGUAUAAUUGAAGAAAAUAUCGUGAUUGUAGGAGCUGGAAUUGCUGGCCUCACAACCUCCUUGGGACUACACAGAUUGGGAAUAAGAAGUUUGGUAUUAGAAAGUUCAGGUAGUUUGAGAGCAAGUGGAUUUGCACUAACAACAUGGGAAAAUGCUUGGAAAGCUCUGGAUGCUGUCGGUGUUGGAGAUAUCCUCCGCCGCCAACAUAUACAGCUUCACGGGCUUGUAACUACAACUUUGAUUACUGGGGAACAUACCUCAACAACGUCUUUCAAAGCCAACACAAGAAAUACUGGAUCCCAUGAGGUUUGUUGUGUUAGAAGGCAACUAAUGUUAGAAGCCAUUGCCAAUGAGCUUCCAAGUGGAACCAUUAGGUACAUGUCAAAGGUGGUUGCUAUUCAGGAAUCUGGCGUCUCUAAGAUACUACACAUCGCUGAUGGAACAACAGUUAAAACCAAGAUAUUAAUAGGCAGUGAUGGAAUAAACUCUAUGGUAGCAAAGUGGCUAGGCUUCAAGGAGGCUUCUUCCACAGGGAGAUAUGCAACUAGGGGUUAUGUAGAGUUGAAAAACUCUCACAAGUUGGAACCAUUAUUCAUGCAAUACUUUGGAAAAGGUUUUAGAGCUGGAGUUAUUCCAUGUAAUGACAAGGGUGUUUAUUGGUUUUUCACAUGGACUCCUACCAUCAAAGAUCACCAAAAAGAGCUAGCACAAGAUCCAGCUAAACUGAAGCAAUAUGUGUUAAGCAAGUUAGGAAAGAUGCCAAAUUAUGUUAGAUCUUUCAUUGAAAACACUGAGUUAGAUGCAUUUCAUUUAGCUCCAUUGAGACAUAGACAUCCUUGGGAGCUUAUAAUAAAAAGUAUUAGCAAAGGAAAUGUUUGUGUUGUUGGAGAUGCUUUACACCCUAUGGCACCUGAUCUUGCUCAAGGAGGGUGUAGUGCUCUAGAGGAUGGGGUGGUUUUAGCAAGGUGCUUAGCUGAGGCUUUUUCCAAAAAUCAAAUGGAAGGAGAAGAAGAAUAUAAAAUAAUUGAGACAUGUUUGAAGAAAUAUGCAAAGGAGAGAAGAUGGAGAUGCAUUGAUCUCAUUACUAGAUCCUAUAUUGUGGGUUCCAUUCAACAAAGUGGUUCAAAGUUAGUUAAUUUCUUUAGGGAUAAAGUUUUUGCUACAUUUUUAGCUCAUCAGCUGUUGAAGAAGUCAAAUUUUGAUUGUCAACAAUUAAAAUAGUUCUAAUUAGUGACAUAAUCAUCUUUCCAUGAUAAUGAACUUGUGUUCUUUAAUGUUGGGAUUUACUUUUUUUUUUGUAUGGUUUGAUGUUGAUUAA